Bombus huntii is the source of this 6365-nucleotide messenger RNA. It is a transcript of the gene Crtc, whose product is annotated as CREB-regulated transcription coactivator 1-like. Lineage: Eukaryota; Metazoa; Arthropoda; Insecta; Hymenoptera; Apidae. Gene Ontology annotation, biological process: positive regulation of transcription by RNA polymerase II; protein homotetramerization. The coding region runs from base 581 to 2089 and encodes 502 amino acids. The record is from RefSeq and is a predicted model, not a curated record. The transcript has 13 exons. Gene Ontology annotation, molecular function: cAMP response element binding protein binding. Gene Ontology annotation, cellular component: nucleus; cytoplasm.
GUAUCAGUGAUCGGCAGUGCCAUCCAGAAGGCAGUAGGUUACGGGUUCUAACGUGGUGAAAUUUAGGGAGCCCUUAUUGGUGCGAUCGGUGAAAAAGGAAAACGUGUGAGGGGGUAGAGGGUACACGAUAGUAGGUGCACGAUACUCGCGAGUGUCGGGAGAUCUAGUGCCGAGCCAUCAUGGCGAAUCCACGAAAGUUCAGUGACAAGAUCGCGCUACACAAACAGAAGGAAGCGCAGGAAAGAGCGGCGUUCGAGGCGAUCAUGCGAGAAGUUUCGGAUGUCACAAGCAGAGUAAGGAAAUCCCAGUCGCCUCGGCGAGCAGCUCGGUGUGUGCCAGUCCCACGGGAUCCGGGGUACUGGAGACUCCGCUGUCCGUGAAGAGUGCCGGCGCCAGUCCACCUCAGUCCAGCGGCAAACACCUGCACAUUAACCUGGGAAAUCAGUUCAGGGCGGGUGGCUCUCUGCCGAAUGUUAACAACAACGCGAAUUGCGGCAAUGACGCGAAAGAACACGCAUCGCCGCACAACGCCGCUAUCCACUCGAUCGACCUUAAGACAGCGCUCAGCAAUUUGGAGGAGAUGCAGCACAAUUCCAUGGUGUAUCGUAACAACGAGAGGGGUAGGAGCAUGGGAGUUGGACCGAUGCGACCUCGUCCGAUGGAAAAAAGGCACGAUACCUCACCGUACAGCGGUGUUCCGUAUCUUUCACCACCGCCACCGGACACAUGGAGGAGAACGAAUUCAGACUCGGCUCUGCAUCAAAGCGCCAACGAAGCCUGCCAGUCAAACACCACCAUCCCCCAUCGGCGAGAUCAGCAUACCAUAACCGGAUCCGGGAGCGACAACAGGGACCUGCAUUACGGAUUCAUCGAACGGCCAAGAUCAUCCUGUGAAAUACCUCGAGUGCCUGGAAGCAACAUAGAUCCGAGCUCUCAGCCACCAGGACAGCAAAUUCCCAUAGGCAACACGCGAUCGUUGCCCGACCUGGUCCACUUCCCGUCGGAUCAAGAGGAUCACUCGAGCAGUACACCAUUCAGCAACAGUCGUGAAACGAGCAGUCCCACAAAUCUGUCGCCGACCAGCUUACCCCAAGCUGGGAGGCUAUCCUUUUCGCAGGAUCAGACCAGCGCCCAAGGUGUGGCGCUAGAAAACAGCACAAGUACUUCGCAACAGGAUCUUCAGAGUUAUUCGCAACAACCGGUGCCUCAGCCACCGACGGCGACGUCCCACAGUCCAACUGGUCACUACAUUUAUCAGCAACCGCACAGUCCUGUGCCACCGCAAAGUCCAAAGUCGUCGCAGACACAGCAACCGCAGCUCAACUCCUUAGGCUCGUACAGAUCCUCGCAGCAGGUGAAUAGGCCGUCGCCUCAAUCGUCACCCGGACUAACGAUUCAAGGCAGCCCAUUGAGUUACAGUAAUAAUCCAUCGGCGCCUCCUAGUCCCACGGGUCAUCCAGGUCCACCGAACUUAACGUCAGAGAACAUCGACCAAAACAAUUACUUCCUGAACCAGGCACAGGCAGCGGCGCUUCAGCAGGACUUCGAGCAGUUCACGAUGGAUUGGCCGAAAUUCGCGCAGCAGCUCAUGGAACUUGGUUGCACCUGGAACCCGCAGAUAGAGAUGGACACGCCCGUGCCGACCAACAUGAUUGGAACGUAUAUCGGUUCGCCGAAUCACACCACGAAUUACACACAGAACGACACGAUGAAUGUGGGAGGUGAGUUGGGCAGCGCAGAUGCCGGGUACUUCAGCACGAGUCCCCAAAUGCCGUAUCAACCUAACACAACGACCACUACUAGCAACAACAGCACCACCACCCAGCAACUCACGCCUCAGACACCGAACACCCCAACGAUCAUUCUCACUGACUUCUCCGGGGCAGACGAUCUUACGAAUCCAGAAUUCGUAAAAGAUCUCGGGACGGCGAUGAUGGGCGACUUCGACCCAGAUCUUUUUCCAUCGGACGACGCUUUGAGACAGGGUCUCGAUCCCAUCGACAUGGAUGGUCUACAAAUGCUCACCGACCCGACGAUGGUUAUAUCCGAUCCCAGCGCCGAAGCCCAUUUUAGGCGGGAUCGACUUUAAGGCGAGACAUUUUACUCAUUUUCGAUUAUGCGCUGACUAUAUUACGUAGGAAGAUUUAUCUGUCCUGGUGUCGCGAUUUAUUCUUGGGACACUUUGACAAAUGGGACGAGUCUUGUUCGCGGCCGUCGAUGCGCUUCCAACGGGAAAUCGUAUUUCUACGAACGGAGCAAUCGCUACCACCGCCAUAUCUUCGUCAUCGACGUCGGAAAAAAGGAAAACGAGAACAUCGUAAAUCGAUUAAAAAUAAUCGGUGGGAACGCGAUCAACGAAUUAAUUAUGCGAUUCGUUCGAUCUUUCUCCGUCGAAAAUGCUGUAAUAUCGAAGACGAAAGCAACGAGAAAUUACGAUCGUACGUCACGAAGGCGAACAAUCGGCCAGAAAACGUGUUCGCGUUGGAAUCGACCAAGCGACACUGUUGUCCCGUUCGUGAUAAACCGUUAAUUGAGGAUUAAGUAAUACAAAUCUUUAUUAAUCCUUUUUUUAUUUUAUACUACUUUGUACAUUGUAUCAUGUAUGAUCUCUAAGAAGCACAAAACAAAAUGUCUACUGAUUUAUACAUGCUUUUAUCAUAUACGAUCCUAGUAAGGUAAAAAAGAAAGAUACUACUGUUUAGGUGAAAAUUAACGUUUAGCGAAAAUGAUAAAAGAAAAAAGAAAAAUAAGAAAAAAAAAAUACAGAAUAUGGGUUGGUUAUGCUCCUCAUCGACGUACGGGGAGUACUUAACGGGGAAGAAGCUAUCAAGCAUGUGAAACGCAUAAAGACAUAGACAGUGGAGAGAGGAGGGAGACACCCCUCGGUGAUAUCUCGCCGAAAACGAUCGAGCAUUUGAACACUUUACUCUCUAUCCUUUCCUUCGUUGUGCACUCGCGCUCGAUUCAGCGUUCACCUACAUUUCGAGUUUCCUUUCCCGAACCGCUAACCGAUCGAUUUCGCCGAAUCGUUGAACAAAGACGAUUCGUUGGUUUCCACUUUGUACGUUCGAAUUCGAACUUAGCGAGUUCAAUUCGAUUCUGUAUCAUUUUCUUCGUUCGCAGUGUCGCUUCGCGCGGUAGACGUUAAACGAAGAGAAAAGUAAAGGUAAUUACUACAAAAGAAUGGAAAUGAGAAAGAAGAGAAGAGAAGAGAAGCAAAGAGAGAAACGAACAAAAGGUAGGAAGAAGGAAAUAAAACCGCAGAGACGAGUGUACCUUCGGCGGUCGUCAAUUGUUUUUUGAAAGUAAUACGCUGUACUUUGUAUACACGUAAAAUAUUUAAAUUGGAUGCCAGCGGCCGCGCUUGUCGCGUUAGACUUAUUCGACUACUAUAAUAAUUGAGAAAAUAAAAAAAAUAAAACGACGCUUAUAUCUGUAUACAGUGUACGUAGUGAUAAUCGACCUUUUUCGAGCGUCAUUCGCUCUUUGAUUAUAUAAGCGUGCAAGAGGAACGACCGAACGAAAACGAAAAGCGCGUCCACGCAGCAAAUCUUAGACUACGACACAUCCGAAAGUGUUAACAGGACUAUCCGCAAACUAUUCGAAUCACUCAGAUGUUUUGUACCUUAGAAUUUUAUUCAAUCACGCAUUAUAUCGUAUAAUUGUAUAUUGUUAAACAUUCGUCGUACGUGUUAAAUAACGAUAAAAAUGUAAAAAAAGAGAGCGAAGAUGAAAACGAACACUUUACAGCGACCGCUUUAUAGCCGUUCAAGUACAAAAAGGAGGAGCGCACCGUAAAGAUAUUGGCUCUAGCGGAGGCCGCGUUCGCACCUAUCGAAUCGAUUCGUACGCUCGCGGCGCUACGACCAUACUAGAAAUCGGUCGAGUAAUUCGUUUAUUCGAGGCAAACGGAGAGGUUGAUCGGUCGAGACGCUCGCUCGAGCGCGAACGAAUGGCGCGUGAUCGAAAGCCUGACACGUUUGUCGAAACUUUUUAAUAGAGUUCUAUUGAAAUUGAAUUUCGCAGAAAGUUACUCUAACGCUUGUUGACAAUUUUCCAGAGUUUACGGCCGGCUUUAUUUCCACGCAACGCUCCCGAUCCACGCUGUGUCGCCGUUGUUUCAGGUUCUGUACCGGUUCUCGCUAUACAGUCCCUGUACUGUACCGAGUAUACUGCCUGUUAUCGUGCCUAAGCACAACAUCCGAUCGUUUCCAAGUUAAUCAGUAACACGCGAAACUGGCGACAGGCUUGUGCAUCGAUCGGGCGUGAUAUCCUCGUAAACAACAUUACAAAUCAUUGAAUGAAUGGUCGUGGUCGAUUUCGAGCGAUGGUUAGUUAUUAACGCAGAUAUCCUUAGUCUCGAUAUCAUCGAUUAAUCUUCAUCGUCUAUUCUGCGGUCCCGAUAAAUAACAUAUUUAUUCGCACCUGUUCGUGUGACUCGUGUAUUAAUCGUAAACUUCAAAAUACGUCGUGGAAUAACGUAAUUAUAGGGUCUUUGAUGGAUGAACUUCCGCUUCGCGAACGAAUUCUUUAACAUUGUAGAAAUUAAUGCAGAUACGGCUGAAUUCUUUUCGUAGCAUCUUUUUAAAUUAGUCACAUUUUCUCUUCGUUUGAAGCUUAAAUCGAAUACGAUGAAUACAUUUUUGUACUAUUCUUGGCUACUUUUUAUAAAUGGAUUUACCCAUUCUAAACGUUUUCGGGUAAUAUUGUAAAAAUCGCGAAAUGUAAUAAAAAUACAUUGCAGUCGCCGUUUUGCAAGCUUGAUUGGCAUAUCUAAGUUAUCCCUUGAAAACUAUGAUUAUAAAAGAACGUCUGAAAUGACUGGAAUGGCUGAAAUUCCAGCGCAAUACAUAGUUUAGAAAUCAAUAACGUUAAACACAACAAACAUGGUUUUUAUUAUUGUCACGUUCGAUAUCGAGCGAAUAUGUUCAACACCGUAAUUCAAUAUUAUAUUGAGAUAGCUAUGUUACUGAUAAUUACAAAUAACGUUGUUCGUUGCGUUACUAUGAAACGAUAAUGUUAAAAUAUACUCGAGGGAUAAAAUUUCACUCUUUUGAUCAUAGUUUUCGAGGGUUGCGAUUAAACGAUGAGAAUUUGUACCCUUGGAAAUUUUGAUAAAAUUUUAUUCAACGAUAACGAAAAACCCGAUUCGUAGGAAAGCGCGUAGAAAUUAAAAAUUAGUAUCGUAAACCUGUGCGUAAGAGUUUCGCGCUUAGCAACGAUUUUUGCUACAUCGUAGCUGAAAGUUCAAGGGCGAUCAAAGGAAUCAGCUUACACGAGUCGUAAGGGAAAUGUUGUGUAUUUAAAAAAAACCUGUUGCAAUUUGUAACCUGGUCCAGGUGAACGAUCGAUAAAGAUAGAAAGAAAGGGAGGAACUUCCCUUCGAUUCGUUCACUUUUGCCACGAGAAAGUCUCGUUUCCGCGAGAUGGUGCCAAAGCGCGUAGAUAUUUGUCGCCCCAUUUUAUAGAUUGUAAGAUCGUUCUGAUCGAUUGGUGGGAACGUACAACGUAAACGAGCAACGUAACGAUCCCCGACGAUCGUCCGAACACCUGUACAAACCACCCUAGAUCCGAGUCAACCACGUCAAUUUUGGUGCCGCCUAGGUCGAACGAUCUACGACGCGCACUCUUUUCCACCGUACGCGACUCUUUAGUUUUUCUAAGUCGCAGUACCUAAAGCGUGCGAUCGACGAUUCGCGCGAGUUCCGCUUCGACUCGCCACAAUGUCGUACUAGCGAGUCAAAUUGUCAACGUGAUCGCAGUAAACAGCUCGUUAUCGAUAAGAUCAAGGUCCGAUACCGAAAGGUCGAGGGAUAUGCGCCGAUAUAAGAAAGAAAGCGAACGUAACGGAUACAUUUGGUGGAAUUGUUGCGGUGUGCGUCGAGUCCUGAAGGAUGUCGUACCGUACUUGAAGGAAUCAACGAAUUCACGUAACAAAAUCUCCUCGGUAUCGGGAAAUUCGUGAAUGGCCGGCGACUCGACUCACUCUGAAUCUUAUUUCGUUGAGAAUUUCCAUAGUCUAUGAAUCUAGAUAGCUAGACAAAUGCAGCGAUCGAAUGAAAAUUUCCGGUUUCGAGGAGCAGUUAACGCUCGACGACGCGAGGAAUUAUUUUGUUUGUUGAUAUUUAACAGAGACCUGCGUGAUAUUUCAGGGCAUUUUCUCUUUUCCUCCUUUGCUUUAAUCCUUCUUCUCCACUUUCUUCUCUCAACGUACAUACGCGUACGAAUGAAAAAGAAUACGCGUAAAAUAUACCACGAUCGCACUCCUUGCUCUCUUUCUCCUUUUCCAACUGUUUCUCUUCCGCCCACACACCACACGCGCGCGCACACACACACACACACACACACACCCUGCCCUCCUCCCC